CAAAAAUAAUAUUCAAAUUCACCUAAUUAGGAAAACCACCCUACUUUCCUGUAUCGUGGGGAUUCAGCAGUUAAAUGAAGGGCAAAUUGAGCUGUUCGGAAAAAAUGUGUCAACAUUUCGAAAUGGGAUGCCUGGAGGUCUAAUCGGCUAUAUGCCGCAGGAAACAUCUCUCUACGAAACCUUUACAAUUUUGGAAACCUUCAUCUACUACGGAAGACUUUAUUGUAUACCGUUAGAUAAAAUUUUUAAUAGAAGCUGAGUGUAAGAAGCACGUAUACACAUUAUUUUAGCUCUUGUUUAAAAUAUAAUUUCUAUUGUUGAAACAUUGAGUAGGAAGCAGUGAAAUAUAUCAAACUGUGCACGAAGUCAUUUUCAGUCUAUUAGUGAGUAAGAAAUCUUUGGUGGAAUCGGGACGGGGGUGCAAAUUCGUGUCAAAACUUUUCGGAAAUUCUGGAAGGGAAGGCGGAGGAAUACCUUUGUUCUCUUUCCAGUUGGGACCAUACCUCGCUAUGUUAUAAACAUACAGAUAAGUUCAAUUCAUUGAGUAUAUGUCCUGCCGAAGUUGACAAACCACUGUAUCCUGUCAUACUCCAAAGAUACUGUCACCACACUUUACUUUGAUUCAGGAUGCCUACUCAGCACAGCCCAAGGAAAGACGAAUCACAUGACACCUCCGCAAUGACAAAUAGUUCGGCGGAAUUGGCGACGAAUUUCACCAACCUAAGCAACAUCAUAUCAAAUAAAUUUGAAGACCUCUCGAAAGAACUGUUAAACAAAGUGGGCUCUAUAGUGGAUAGGGUAACAAUUUUGGAGAAACGGCAGGACAGGAUUGAAAAGAAAAUCGAUGAAAUAGCGGCAGAUGUGCACUCUGAAAUAGCUCAAGUUCGGGAAGAAAUGCAAGAACAGACCCGCCGACUACAUAAAGUUCUCAACAUCGUCAUGAUGGGUGUACAGGAAACAAAGGAGGGCAUCGCCGCAGCGACAAAGGUGAUGGGAAUCAUUCUGCCCGCGUGGACGGAAGCGUUACCAAAUAUCCGAAUCGGGGAUCCAAAUCGGAAAAGCCCACACCCGCGUCCACUACGGGUCACCCUACGCAACGCUCAGGAGAAGUCGGAGGCGCUGCGUAAUUGCUGGAAGUUAAAGGACCACCAAGAUCUAAAAACAAUUGCCGUGCGUCGUGAUCUCACGCGAAAACAACAGGAGGAGUGGAAGGACAACUACUCAAGAGAGAGGACGUCAAAAAUGACAACCAGACAGGAUUCAAAGAGGAAGAGGAACGAUAAUGCGACGUCUUCUGAAUCACAGACACGAGCGGCGAAACAGCAUAAAGCUGGCGAUAACUCGAUUAUGGAUGAGGAUUGACUACAGGGCACUACUCAACCUACAAUACCUAAGGAUAAGACGACAGGACCAUGACGGAUUGGACAUUUAAACGUUAACUCAUUAAGAUAUAAAAUUUUUAAUUUAUCGGAUUAUUUGCAUGCUAAUAACAUUGAUAUAUUCUGCAUGACUGAAACGAAACUUGAUCAGAAUGUACAAAUUAUCUCUAUUCCAGGUUAUGCAAUUAUAAGAUUGGACAGAACAGGAGGGGGAGGUGGAUUGGCCGUGCUAUAUAGGAAUCAUCAUAAAUGCAAGAUAAUGCAAUUAGCGGAGAUGGACAUCGACAAUUCAAAAAUAGAAAUAUUGACUCAGAAAUUUCAAAGUGGUAAUGAAAAAUCUUUUAUGGUUUCAUGUCUUUAUCGCCCCAAGUUUAUAUUGACAAAUACUGACAUAGACAAAUUUGAAAGUAUUUUUCAUGCACACCUUAAGACAGGUUUAUAUUUUUACAUAUGUGGUGACUAUAAUAUACAUCUUGAGGACACACACAAAUCUCACAUCAAAAAAUUUAAUAAUGUACUGAACAGACUGGGACUGCUGGAACUGAUACAAAACCCCACGAGAGGAAAGGCGAGACUCGACCUUAUCAUAUCGAAUGACGAUAUGAAUAUUAAUGGCGCCUGUGUGAAUCAACCAUUUAUAUCUGAUCACGAAUCCACAAUAAUAGACAGGCUAGUAACUCGGGUACCAAAGAAAAAAAGAGUUAUUCAGUUUAGGUCGUAUCGUAAAAUGGAUACUAGGAGGCUGGCGGAGAGAGUAGUCGAAAUGGACUUGGAGGGGUUACACUUAUUAACAAUUGAUGAUGCUUGUAAGACUUUUAUACACAAACACAUACAGCUUUUUGACGAAUACGCACCUAUUUUGACCAAAUCUAUUAGGGAAUCGUCGACACCUCGACACAUGUCGGAUGAUACCAAAUUACUUACUAUAAACAGAAAUAAGUUGUACGAACAACAUAAAAAGUUUCCCACACAUGUGACCAAGACUCGACUAAAGAUAUUGAAUGCACAUAUAAAUAAAAUGUUUAAGCUUGACUGUAGGCGUAAAAUUGAUGCGGACAUUAGCAAGAAUGGGGUAUGGAAAACCAAAAAACAACUAUUCAUGAGGAAUCAAACUAAUAAUCAGCUGGAUAUUGAUAUACUCAAUGACUUUUAUGCAGGUGUACCGAAUGAGCAUUUUGAUUGUGUGCACCCCACUAAACCAUCUGGACUUGAUUAUGACGCACAAUUUAAAUUUACAAAAAUAACCACUUAUGACUUAAUACGUGUAUACAACAAACUGAGAACCAGAACUAGGACGGCUUAUGACAGCACAGGUCUUGCACCAAUUAUGCUUAAUUAUACGAUCAGGUGUCCAAACAUAAGCAAUGCUCUUACCAAACUUGUGAAUGGGUCAUUAAUGCAAGAGGAAUUUAAGAAUUGUGUGAAAACUGGGUCUAUUACACCAUUGCCAAAAAUUGAUUCACCAACUGAACCAGCGCAUUAUCGUCCUGUAGCUGUGCAACCCUUCUUGUCUCUAGUUAUUGAAAAAGUGGCCCAUUCACAGAUUGUUAAGCACUUCGAUGACAACAAUAUGUUAUAUAGAGGGCAGUUUGGCUUCAGGAACAGGCACUCAUGCGAAACAGCAAUGGUGGCUGUUACUGAAUCCAUAUAGGAACAGCUAAACAAAGGUAAUAUUUGUAUAUUAGCAGCAUUAGACCUGUCGCGUGCAUUUGACGUCAUUGUGAGCGAAAUACUUUUUGAAAAGCUCAGUUGGUAUGGUGUGAAUCCUAAAUGGUUUAGAUCUUAUCUUAGUUAUAGGGCGCAAGUUGUCAAAGGUCCAGACGGGAAAAUCUCCGGAGUGCGUUACACGGUGCGUGGAUGCCCCCAGGGUAGUGUUUUAGGCAGUUUUGUAUUUUGUGUCUACAUUAACGAUCUUCCAUUAGUGGUGCAACACUGUCUCAUGGUGUUAUUUGCGGAUGACAGUCAGCUUUGCAUUAGUGGUCACCCUAGUAAGAUAAAUGAGAUUAUUGACAAAUUGACGACUGAUUUGACUGCUGUGGUUGACUAGAUGGAACGUAACGGCAUGAAACUAAAUUUGGGAAAGAGUCAAUUAAUUGCAUUUGGUAGUGCCUCAAAUCUGAGUAAAGUAGGUCAGAUUAGCAUUGACAUUGGUGGGGUCAAAAUAGUAAGCAAAGACCAGAUAAAAAGUCUUGGGCUCAUUUUGGACUCAAAGAUGUCUUGGUAUAACCACAUAAAUUCUUUAUCCCGAAAAUUCCAUUAUGUAGCACGGUCAAUAUAUCCUCUGAAACCUCUAAUGACGCAGAGGAACAUCAUAUUGGUUUUUAAUGCAUGCUUAAUUUCACUUUUAAACUACAUGAUUGAAAUAUGGGGGUCCUCUUGUGCAAAAAAUUUGAAAAUAAUUGAAAAAGGUGUGCGACAUGUCG
Molecule: messenger RNA, 3802 nt
Organism: Folsomia candida
Lineage: Eukaryota; Metazoa; Arthropoda; Collembola; Entomobryomorpha; Isotomidae
Exons: 2
Coding region: 1507-3030 (507 amino acids)
Source: RefSeq, a predicted model, not a curated record